ACACUUUCUUUCUCACACACGCACGCAGACACAUUCUCCCUCUCUGCGCUCUCUCCUUCGGUCUCCCUCUGCCUCUUUCUCUUUCACUUUUGCAUGCCCUGCAACCUUUUAAAAUGUUGCCCCUUCCCUGUGAUUCGCCAGACGCCGCGCCGCGGCCCCCCGCGCGCUCGCCCGCUCCCUCUCUCGCCCGCUUUUUGUCUCUCGCGCUCCCUCUCCCCACUCCGAUUUGCUACACUGAGACUCCCGUCAAUGGACUGCAUUGAGAGCCGGCUCCGGCGCGAGUUGCCUCUCCGCUUCACGCUCGAUUUCCAGGCAUUCUUCCCUUAUUAAGUAUUCGUGUAAUAUUAAUAGUCAUGAAUAUCUGCUAUUAGGAGGCUCCAGGAACGCUGCCCAGCGCGGUUAUUAGAAGCUCAAGCGAAGCCGCCGCUAAGAAAAGAGGGGGAGACACGGAUUAAGGAACACGCACGCACCCACACACUUACACAUACUUUUUCCUUUUUCCUUUUUUGGGGUUUUUCAUUUUUAAAGAACUUUGAAUCAUAACCAGUCGCGGCAGGAUAGAGACCGUGGGUUCGACCAGCUGAAGGCGCCGCGCGAAUCGGUGGUUCAAGUUCGGAUGGAUCCGAGCCGGGCUCCCGCGCUCCGGGGAGCGUCGGCGCCGUGACUGGAGUCCUGGGUCGUGCGGGGCUCUCGGCGCCUUUUGUGUGGGGCGCUCUCGGGCGGCGGGGCAGCCGGGCGCUCCAGGCUUGCUUGUUUUUUUCCACCCUGAUUCGUUACCCCAGACUCUUCGCAGAUGUUAGUUCACAGUUUUUCAGCUAUGGACCGUCACGACGGCACCAGCAACGGGACGGCACGGUUGCCCCAGCUGGGCACUGUAGGUCAAUCUCCCUACACAAGCGCCCCGCCGCUGUCCCACACCCCCAAUGCCGACUUCCAGCCCCCCUACUUCCCCCCACCCUACCAGCCUAUCUACCCCCAGUCGCAAGAUCCUUACUCCCACGUCAACGACCCCUACAGCCUGAACCCCCUGCACGCCCAGCCGCAGCCGCAGCACCCAGGCUGGCCCGGUCAGAGGCAGAGCCAGGAGUCUGGGCUCCUGCACACGCACCGGGGGCUGCCUCACCAGCUGUCGGGCCUGGAUCCUCGCAGGGACUACAGGCGGCACGAGGACCUCCUGCACGGCCCACACGCGCUCAGCUCAGGACUCGGAGACCUCUCGAUCCACUCCUUACCUCAUGCCAUCGAGGAGGUCCCGCAUGUAGAAGACCCGGGUAUUAACAUCCCAGAUCAAACUGUAAUUAAGAAAGGCCCCGUGUCCCUGUCCAAGUCCAACAGCAAUGCAGUCUCCGCCAUCCCUAUUAACAAGGACAACCUCUUCGGCGGCGUGGUGAACCCCAACGAAGUCUUCUGUUCAGUUCCGGGUCGCCUCUCGCUCCUCAGCUCCACCUCGAAGUACAAGGUCACGGUGGCGGAAGUACAGCGGCGGCUCUCACCACCCGAGUGUCUCAACGCGUCGCUGCUGGGCGGAGUGCUCCGGAGGGCGAAGUCUAAAAAUGGAGGAAGAUCUUUAAGAGAAAAACUGGACAAAAUAGGAUUAAAUCUGCCUGCAGGGAGACGUAAAGCUGCCAACGUUACCCUGCUCACAUCACUAGUAGAGGGAGAAGCUGUCCACCUAGCCAGGGACUUUGGGUAUGUGUGUGAAACCGAAUUUCCUGCCAAAGCAGUAGCUGAAUUUCUCAACCGACAACAUUCCGAUCCCAAUGAGCAAGUGACAAGAAAAAACAUGCUCCUGGCUACAAAACAGAUAUGCAAAGAGUUCACCGACCUGCUGGCUCAGGACCGAUCUCCCCUGGGGAACUCACGGCCCAACCCCAUCCUGGAACCCGGCAUCCAGAGCUGCUUGACCCACUUCAACCUCAUCUCCCACGGCUUCGGCAGCCCCGCGGUGUGUGCUGCGGUCACGGCCCUGCAGAACUAUCUCACCGAGGCCCUCAAGGCCAUGGACAAAAUGUACCUCAGCAACAACCCCAACAGCCACACGGACAACAACGCCAAAAGCAGUGACAAAGAGGAGAAGCACAGAAAGUGAGGCCUCCUCCCGACCUGCCCCUCCCACGCCUCACCAGUCCCCGCGCGCCCACCCACCGGCGGGUGACAGCUCCGGGAUCAGCAACCCUUCCUGCUGCUGCUGCUACUGCUGCUGCUGCUGCCGCCGCCGCUGCCGCCGCCGCCGCUGCCCUUGGGUCCGAGCCUCCGGAACUGCUCUCUCGACUGUCAGUGGGGUAGCCGCUCCGACUCUGCGCCCGCCUCGACUUCCCCACCCGCUCCCACACCCCUGUGCCCUCAUGUGGAGCCUAAGAGAACAGAACAGGCCGUGAAGCCAGCAGAGAAAAGUUCUGCCAAGUUUGUGAACCCCCUUUUUUUUUAAAACAAAACAACAAAUCAACAACAGCAACAACAAAAAUUAAAACUUUUUUCUAAAAAAAA
Messenger RNA from Piliocolobus tephrosceles (Ugandan red Colobus), 2487 nucleotides. RefSeq names its product transcription factor AP-2 alpha (gene TFAP2A). Gene Ontology annotation, biological process: regulation of transcription by RNA polymerase II; regulation of cell population proliferation; anatomical structure development. Lineage: Eukaryota; Metazoa; Chordata; Mammalia; Primates; Cercopithecidae. The transcript has 7 exons. The record is from RefSeq and is a predicted model, not a curated record. Gene Ontology annotation, molecular function: RNA polymerase II transcription regulatory region sequence-specific DNA binding; DNA-binding transcription factor activity, RNA polymerase II-specific. The coding region runs from base 794 to 2089 and encodes 431 amino acids. Gene Ontology annotation, cellular component: nucleus.